This is a messenger RNA of Zonotrichia leucophrys gambelii, 1128 nucleotides long. RefSeq lists its product as uncharacterized. The record is from RefSeq and is a predicted model, not a curated record. NCBI's taxonomy places the organism in Eukaryota, Metazoa, Chordata, Aves, Passeriformes, Passerellidae. The coding region runs from base 122 to 715 and encodes 197 amino acids. The transcript is spliced from 5 exons.
ACAAAGGGCUGAGGGGAGCAGGAGUGAGCCCACAGCUCCAGAGCUGCUCCAGGAUGGAUGGGACACUCUGAACAUUCCCUCCCUCACCUCAGAGCUCCUCUGGCCCUGCUGUGGAGGGAGAAUGCACUGCAGGGUUCUCCUGCUCUGUCUGUUUGUGCCCAGGCUGCGUCCAGAAAAUGAGAGCACUGAGGAAGAAGAAACAAGAACCACCUGUGCAAAACAAGAAAAUCUACCCUUCCCUAUUCAUCCUCAGCUCAGGAGGGAGGAACUGUACGGUUUGUCCCUGGGAAAUCUGUUUGGAAAGCAAAGUACAUUGGAACCACAGCGAAUUUUCCUGCACUCCACAAUUCAAGGCUCUAUGGAUUAUCAAAGCAGGAACUGGUACUUCCAGACUGGCACCAAAGAGAAUAUUGUGACUGAACAUCAGCUCUGCAAAACAAAAGGAGGUUGGCUGCAGUUUGAUUUAUGUGGAGAGACUCAGGCAAAUUCUGCACCAGCCACAACAUUCAUUAUGCAAAGGGAAAGCGCCGGGCUGCUAACACAGGGAGCUGGGAAAACACGGACCGGAUUCCUGCUGGAGUCCGGAAUGGAGUCGGCAAAAGUGAAAAUUUGGACUAGAUUUCUCCAAGGUUCCGGAAUGGAGUCGGAAAAAUGGAAAACCCGGGCCGGAUUCCAGCCGGAGUCUGGAGUGGAGUCAGCAAAAGGGAAAACCUAGACCGGAUUCCAGUCAGAGUCCGGAAUGGAGUUGGCAAAAAUGAAAACCCAGACCGGAUUCCAGCCAGAGGCCGGAAUGGAGUCAGCAAAAGGGAAAACUGGGACCGGAUUUCCCCUGGAGUCCAGAAUGGAGUUGGCAAAUGAAGAAACCUGGACCAGACUUCCCUGGAGCCCGGAAUGGAGCUGGCAAACCAGAAAACCUGGACUGGAUUCCAGCCAGAGUCUAGAAUGGAUUUGGUAAAACAGAAAACCCGGACUGGAUUUUUCCCCAGAGUCCGGAAUGGAAUCAGCAAAAAUGAAAACCCAGACCAGACUCUUGCCAGAGUCAGGAAUGGAGUCGAGGGAAAGAAAAACUCGGACCCGGACCAGAUUCCGGCCAGAGUCUGAAAUGGAAUUGGCAAAAGGGAAAACCCA